AUGGCCGCCGUUCAGUACGCAAAGGACCAGCCCGCGGGCUUCAAGAACAAGAUUGAGAAGGUCGCCAUCGUCGGCGCCGCCGGCUACAUCGGCAGCAACUUCACCCGCGAGCUGCUCAAGACCGGCAAGCACACCAUCACCGCCCUCACCCGCGCUGACAGCAAGAACGCCAUCCCCGACGGCGUCCAAAAGGUCGUUGUCGACUACGAUGACCACAGCAGCAUUGUCAAGGCCCUGACCGGCCAGGACUUUUUGAUCAUUACGCUCUCCGUGCGCGCGCCGCGCGACCUCAGCCUCAAGCUCGCCACCGCGGCCGCCGAGGCCGGCAUCCGGUGGAUCAUGCCCAACGCCUACGGUCCCAACCCCAACAGCCAGACCAUGUACGACGAGAUGGGCUUUGGCCAGUCGUACCGCGGCCUCAUGGCGAAGCUGCACGAGCUCAAGCUCAACCCCGUCGUCCUGACCUGUGGCUUCUGGUACGAGUUCAGUCUGGCGGGCGGUCUCAACCGCUACGGCUUCGACAUUGCCAACCGCAAGGUGACCCUCUUCGACAAGGGCGACGUCCAGGUCUACACGAGCACGCUGCCCCAGUGCGGCCGCGCCGCCGCGGCGCUGCUGAGCCUGCCCGUGCUGCCCGAGGACGCGUCGAGCGACGCCUCGGCGACGCUGUCGCACUACACCGAGCCGCAGCCCGCGUACAUUCGGUCGUUCCACGUCAGCCAAAACGACAUGUUGGCCAGCCUCAAGCGCGUGACGGGCACGACGGACGCCGACUGGACCAUCACGAGCGAGCCGAGCAAGGAGCGCUGGGCCAACGCGACCAAGGCGCUGCAGAGCGGCGGCGGCUUCCAGCUGGACGGCAAGACGCCCAUGUCGCCCUUGGAAGCCUUUGGCAUGGUCAUGUACACGCGCAUCUUCUUCCCCGGCGGCGACGGCCUGACGGACAAGGACAUUAAAAACGGCGCUCUGGGCCUGCCCGACGAGGACCUGGACGAGUGGACCAAGGAGGCCGUGCGCCUGGUCGAGACCAACGAGCUGGCAACCUAUGGCCAGUAG
Sporothrix brasiliensis 5110 is the source of this 1056-nucleotide messenger RNA. RefSeq names its product oxidoreductase CipA. The record is from RefSeq and is a predicted model, not a curated record. The transcript is spliced from 2 exons. The coding region runs from base 1 to 1056 and encodes 351 amino acids. NCBI's taxonomy places the organism in Eukaryota, Fungi, Ascomycota, Sordariomycetes, Ophiostomatales, Ophiostomataceae.